UCGUUAAAUAUUGGUUUCAGAAAGAUAUCUUACAUACAAAGAUUCUCCACCACAAUUUUCUAUUUCCUCUCCCACAAAGAAACAUCCCUUUGAUUUUUUUACUUCCCAAAUUUCAAUUGUCAAAAGUUCAUUUAUCUCUUAAUUAUUACUCUUUUCCAAAAAAAUCCACUUUCUCAAUUUGUUUAGUACUUCUUCUGCUUUGUUGCAUCUUUGUCUCAAAUAUCUUUGGCAAAAAUCUUUGUUCAGUUUUUGCUGGUAUGGAAGAAGCUCAAGACAUGGUUGCUGCAGCUCAACACAUUAUAAAAGCAUUAUCUUCAAGCAAAACUGUCUCUAAUGAGUUGAGAAAAACUCUCUUGGAUCUUGAGUUCCAAUUGUGUUCAAUCAAUGAAAGAAAGGAAAGUUGCAUCAAACAAUUAGAGAGAAAGCUUAAAUGUGUUGAAGAUAAGGUAAUGAGUUUGGAGACUAAUCAUGGAAUCAUAUCUUCUUCUGAGUAUUUAAAACUUGUUGGUGAAAUUCAAACUUUGCAACAAAACUUUGAUUCUAUGAAUGAAAAUUGGAAGCAGAAGGAACUUGUUCAAAGGGCUAAUGGAAUUUUGCAAGUUGUUAUGUCAAGGCUUGAGGAUGAGUUGGUUCAAAUUCUUCUUAAUCAUAUGCAAUAUUUUGAGCCUGAUUACAUGUCUUUCAAUUCCAACAGAGUUGAUAUUGUGUAUGAUGGAUCAUUUGGUUCAGUUGAGGAUGAAAAUAUCAACGAGGCGUCGCAGAGCAGUGAUGGUGGUCGAUUCGAAGAAAGCAGUACUAUAGAUUUGGUGCAUCCUUCUGUACUUGAAGAUCUCAAAAGCAUUGCUAAAGCUAUGUUUGCUUCAAAUUACCAUCAGGAGUUUUGUCAUGUCUUCAUUGCUUCUAGAAGAGAAGCCUUGGCUGAGUACUUUGUCAUUCUAGAAAUCGAAAAACUAAGCAUCGAAAGUGUGCUUAAAAUGGAGUGGCAUUGUUUGAAUAGCCGGAUAAAGAAAUGGAUUCGGGCGAUGAAGGUCAUUGUUCAGACGUAUCUUGUUAGCGAGAAACGAUUGUGUAAGCAGAUUCUUGGUGACUUUGGAUCCAUUUAUCAGCUUUGUUUCUCCGAAAUAUCUCGGAGUUCGGUCUUGUGCCUUUUAAAUUUUGGUGAGGCCAUAACAAUGGGAACACACACACCCGAAAAACUGUUUUGUUUGCUUGACAUGUAUGAGGUUUUGGAACUUCUAGCAGUGGAUAUAGAUAUUCUGUUCAUUGAAGAAGUUGAUUCUUUUGUCAGAGGAGAAUUUCACAAACUUCUAAGAAGCUUUGGUGAUACUAUAAAAUCUACAUUUCUUGCAUUUAGAAAUGCUAUUGCAACAAAUCCAUCAAAUAAAUGUUUUCCUGGUGGAGGUGUUCAUCAUCUUACAAGAUAUGUCAUGAAUUACAUCAAGGCACUUGUUGAAUAUGGUGAUAGCCUUAAUCUUCUUAUUGAGGAUGAAACUUCGACCGAUCUUGCGGCUAGUGAUGACAACGGUGAAAAUUCUACUCUCUCAUGUUGUCCAAUUGCUUGUAACUUAAGGCAAAUCACUGCCACUCUAGAAUCCAACUUAUGCAACAAAUCAAAGUUAUACACUGAUGUUGCUUUGCAACAUAUUUUCAUGAUGAAUAACAUUCAUUACAUGGUUCAAAAGGUUAAGUGUUCUAAAAACCUAUGCAAUUUCUUUGGAGAUUUCUGGCUUCGCCGACAUGUUGGCAUGUUUCAGCAUUAUGCUAGAAGCUAUGAGAAGGUGACUUGGAGUGCAGUACUUUCUGUGUUCAGUGAGGAAAGUUUAUCGAAUUGCAGAGUGAAGAGAAAACUAAAGAAAAAAUGCAAAGAUUUUAGUACUGCUUUUGGUGAAGUAUACAAAACACAGACGGGGUGGAGUGUACCUGAUAAAGAACUUCGCGAAGACCUACAAAUAUCGGUUUCUCAGAAAUUGAUUCCUGCUUACCGAAGUUAUACAGGUAGAAACUCGUCUAACAUUGAUGAGAAGUGGAUCAAGUAUACGGUCGAUGAUCUACAAUGUUAUAUUUUGGAUCUUUUUCAUGGUUCACAAAAAUCUUUGCACCAUUCUCAGCAUAGAAAGUGAAGUGUAUGAGUUACUUUCUCAUUUAGGAUUCAUCUCUAGAGUGAAAUUUGUGUAUAUUUCUAGUCAUUAGGAAAUGACCCUAGGAUCUUGGUUUACUUAGCUUAGCUGUAUUUCAUACUUUGUUCUCCAUUAGCAUCAUCAAAUAAAUGUACCUAUUGAAAAUUUGGAUA
Messenger RNA from Medicago truncatula (barrel medic), 2290 nucleotides. Its product is annotated as exocyst complex component EXO70E2. The record is from RefSeq and is a predicted model, not a curated record. Gene Ontology annotation, cellular component: exocyst. Gene Ontology annotation, biological process: exocytosis. The transcript has a single exon. Lineage: Eukaryota; Viridiplantae; Streptophyta; Magnoliopsida; Fabales; Fabaceae. The coding region runs from base 258 to 2120 and encodes 620 amino acids. Gene Ontology annotation, molecular function: phosphatidylinositol-4,5-bisphosphate binding.